AUGGAAGUUUACUUUCACUCACCAUCGAUUGAAACUAACGGUGCUAUCGCUUCUGCUACAACAAAGGAGCACUCAAAGCCAGCAUCAACCAUUGAUGGGACUCCCAAUAUGGCUACAGCUGAACCUACAAAGUUGAUGAAAACAUCCCGUUCCAAUAAUCGUAGUGCAUGGAAGACAUCACUUACACGCAUGAUUGAUUCACAAAGACGAAUUGCACCCACUACUACUACCUCCAACAACAACAAUGAUCAUGAGCCAUUAAAAAAGCAACCUAUCAGCCAGAUGAUGAAACAACGAGCUCUUUAUUACUUGGAAAAGAAACCAUGGGCAACAACAACAACAACAACGGCGACAGAGGAUGCACCAGCCCCUGCUGUUGAAUCCUCAACAUUGGAUACAUCAGUGACCAAACAGCAGCAACAACAUCAUGGGCAACAACAGCUACGUAAUGCAAUGGCAUGGUUAGGGCGAUCCUUUCAACGCCUACACACUGCACAAAAAUCUAAAGAGCUUUUGCGAGCUGCAUUUAAGAGGAAUCUAUCAUUACCAGCACUAUCGCAUUCGACAGCAUCAACCAUGGAACAUACAACUGACAACAUAUCUGCCAAAGAGCAAAAGCAAAAUGAUGAUGAUGAAAGCACUGGGCGACCUGCAUUUGACCGUGAGCGUAAUAAUAAUGCUCAUAUUGAGAGCGAAUUGAAACCUGGUACUCGAAUCAUUCAUUGCAAAGUAUUACAGCUUAUCAAUCUUUCAUCCAACAAAACUCGUCAUUAUCAGGUGGAUGUGCGUAUGAAUGGUGUUAGCCAAACGAUGGUGUAUGGCACGCUGAGCAAGUCAUCCAAAAACAGUAGUUGCACUACAGAGCCAUCAUCUGUAUUCCCAAUCCACGUGUGUACUGAGGAUGAAUCAGAUGGUCCAUUUGAAUUGGAAUUCGUGGUUAGUAGACGCCAUGGACACAAGGGUAUCAUUGGAAGAAUCGCUUCAAAGAGUGCUACAGUGGUGGUGGGUGUAGGUCAUAUCUCCUCGCAUGACAUGCCUCAUUUUGCUCGAGCCGGCACACGACACGUGAAACGAUGCAAGCUUUCCAACCCAAAUAGAAUACGAGGAUGGGAUUUGGAUUUGACAUUGGAGUUGGUGUGUGAGCAAGUUGUAGGAGGUGCUGGUGGAUUAGUGCCCCAAAAUCGAGCACCAUGGACCUAUUACACAUAUGCCUCGGGGUUAUCGGAUCUAGCAGUGGAGGACGAUGACGACAGGGAAUGUGAUGCUGCGUCACUAGAGACUGCACAAGCUCAUUGCACAGCCGGAGAUUAUCUCACUUUUUAUAUCCAUGGACGAUCUUUCCCGACAUGGGAACGAUACUGGGUAGUGCUAAAGCAAGAUAGCUUGUUGCUGCAUGACUUUUCUUAUGGGGAGCAACGAGGACCUGCAUAUGAAAUCUCACUCAACGCCAUUGAGCGUGUAGCAAGACCCACAUUGGAUGAACAAGAUAGGAUUUGUUUGGGACGUACACAUGGAUUAGUACUUCAAGUGGAUCCAAAAUGGCUACAACCACCACCUGCUGCUGCUGAUAAUGAUGAUGAUGAUGAUGAGUCGCCGACAGCAAGAGUACAGCAGGAGGAGGAGGAGGCGGCCAUUGAUGAAGGUAAAAUCUUCCUCUAUGCAGACAAUGCUACCCAUGCUCUUUAUUGGCGACGUUCUCUUGCUGGCCAUGACAAAAGUGAUAAUGCUACACAUGAUUCAAUCCACACCCGAUUCUUAUGGUGA
Molecule: messenger RNA, 1764 nt
Organism: Lichtheimia ornata
Lineage: Eukaryota; Fungi; Mucoromycota; Mucoromycetes; Mucorales; Lichtheimiaceae
Exons: 6
Coding region: 1-1764 (587 amino acids)
Source: RefSeq, a predicted model, not a curated record